Aspergillus udagawae is the source of this 1533-nucleotide messenger RNA. RefSeq lists its product as uncharacterized. The transcript has a single exon. Gene Ontology annotation, molecular function: protein binding. The record is from RefSeq and is a predicted model, not a curated record. Bases 1 to 1533 code for a protein of 510 amino acids. NCBI's taxonomy places the organism in Eukaryota, Fungi, Ascomycota, Eurotiomycetes, Eurotiales, Aspergillaceae.
AUGUCUUCACUCGGACCCGGAGGCCUGGAAGAAGAGCGCACGCUAUUCGAAGCAAUCCAGCGCAACGACAUUGCUACAGUUACCCAACUUCUAGACAAUGGAGUCUCCCCAGAUGGGCGCACUUUAGACUGUUCCCCACUGCACGAGGCCAUUCGGUACGGCAGACAUGAAAUCAUCACACUACUGCUCCAGCAUGAUGUCCACGACCGCGCGGAUGAGAUGGGGAGAGAUGCCCUCCAUUGCGCAGCAAUGAAGGGAGAUCCGCAGAUCCUUGAAACGAUUAUCCAAUUUUAUAGGCAGAGAGCGUAUAGCUUUUUUGGUCGGGCGGGUGCGCAGGAAACGCCGAUUCAUUUUGCAGCAAUGAGCCGCAGCCUGGAGUGUGUGCAGGUGCUGGUUCGCGAGGAGGCGAAUAUCCAUGAUGUGACUAUGGAUGCAGAGACGCCGUUGCAUUUUGCGGCCGGGGAAAGGAGUGAAUGGGUUGAGGAAACGAGGGAGGAUGAAACAGCGGUGUUGAAAUACUUGAUUGCCGCAGGGGCAGAUAUCAAUGCUCUUACUUCAACCAGGGAGAGCCCGCUAUGGUACGCUGUUCAGGCAGACAACCUUCCUGCUGUGAGGGAGCUACUUGCUGCAUCAGCAGAUGUCCAGCUCCGCAAUAUCUAUGGAGAGACUGUGCUGCAUGAAGCGGCCUAUCAUAGUUCGCUAGCUGUGGUGCAGGUGCUGGUAGACGCUGGCGUGGAUGUCCAUGCCCGGAGCAAGACAAAUGGAUCUAUCCUGCACCGCGCAGCAGAAGGCGGUCGUGUAGAUACUGCGCAGUGGAUACUCGAUCAUAGUCGCUUGACUGUGAACGAAACUGGUAGCCAUGGCUGGACCCCAUUGCACUCUGCUGUUUUUGCGUACCAGAUAACUAUGACCAAGUACCUUCUCGAGCACGGCGCUGACCCAAACAUCGGAUCAAAUCCUGGAAACCACACGGCUCUACAUUAUGCCGCGUUUUCACAUCGAGCGGAAGCCGAUUCCCCACUGGUCCGCUAUAUGAUCCAGUAUGGCGCCGAUGUCAACGCGGCCGCCGAUUCGCGCUGCUUCUCAUCCCCAGGACAGAUAGGCGAGCGGCUACACGAGUGGUUCUUUAAUCCAAUACCAGACAGGUGGGAACUCGUCUAUCCAAUUCACUGUGCUGUUUGGGCAGGUGUUCGUAGCAGGGUGGAGGCCCUGCUAGAAGCAGGGGCUGAUAUCCAUGCCAGAACAAGCAUAUAUGGCAGUACUCCCCUGUACCUGGUAGCGCGAGGUGGUGGACUUGAAAUGGUUCGCUUUCUCAUUUCCAAAGGCGCGGAUCCCGAGGCAAGAGACACUGCUGGCUGCAAGAUGGCGCAUCAUUUAGCGUUUAGGUUACGGCAGACGCCUAGGAUUGCAUGGGAGUUUCUGGUGGAGAAUCAGUUAUGGGAUCCGUCGACGGUGGAGAAGGAUUUGGAAAGAGCCAAAUUAUAUGAACAGAUGUUCAAGUGUUCUAAGGCGAGGAAGAUAUCUAACCGGUAA